AUGGACUCUAGUUGGUCAAGGACGGGAAUCAAAGACCUGCAUCAUCUUCCUGAAAAGAUUAGAAAGCAUGAAGCUUCCAGAGGACACAUUAAUUCGUGCACGGCGCUUGCAGUUCUUGGUAAGGCAAAUAUAGCAUCACAAAUAAGUUCUGCUUAUAGACAAAGUAUAGUUGAACAUAAUGAAAAAGUGAGAAAAAAUCGGCACAUUUUGAAACGGAUUAUAAGCUGUGUCAAAUUUUGCAGUGCCUUUGAAUUGGCACUUAGAGGUCACAAUGAGACUGAAGAAUCUUUGAAUCGAGGAAUAUUUAGAGAAUUAGUUGAUUUUACCGCUGAGUUAGAUGAGGCCCUUAAAAAUCAUUUACAAAAUGCCACGGUAUUCAAGGGAACUUCUACAAGCAUUCAAAAUGACAUAUUAGAUAGCAUGCUACAAGUUUGUAGAGAAGAAAUUUUGCAGCAAAUUAAAAACGCAAAUUUCCUGUCAAUUCAAUGCGAUGAAACGACCGACAUAUCAAAUCAGUGCCAAAUGGUUUUAAUAUUCAGAUAUUUCCACGAAGGCGGCAUACAAGAACUUUUUUGGAGUUUUUUGAGAGUUAAAGAUAAGACAUCAGUAGGUUUAAAAACUUGCAUAGAAAAUGAAAUUGAUCCGUUUCUUUUACAAAGUCCUGAAAAGUUGAUAGCACAAACAUAUGAUGGUACGAAUGUCAUGAGUGGUUCUGUCGGUGGGGUUCAAGUUCACAUUAAAGAAAAAUAUCCUAAUGCACAUUUCAUACAUUGUUAUGCCCAUCAGCUAAACCUUAUUAUGCAAAAAAGUGCAUCACAAAAUUCAAAAGUACGUGUGUUUUUUAAUAAUUUGUCGGCCAUACCAGCUUUUUUUUCGAACUCUACCCAUCGAUGUGAUGUUUUAGAAGAAAUUAUAAAUAAGAAAAUCCCCAGAGUAGCUGCUACUAGAUGGAACUAUAACAUUCGUACAGUUAACUUUGUCUAUGAACAUCGUGAGAAGCUCAUAGAGGUGUUUGAAGAAAUAGAAGAGAGAUGUAAUAGAGGUGUUACUUUAAAUGAAGCUUCAAGUUUGAGAAGAGCGUUAGAAGAUCAAGAAUUCUUGUUUUGGUUGACAGUAUUCCAUAAAAUAUUUCCGCAUGUUGACAUCCUUUAUAACCAGCUGCAGUCAAGAAAUCAAGAUAGUGUUCAAUUACAAAAGGACUUAGUAAUUUUUGAAAAGAGUAUCGACAAUAUAAGAGGUCAAAUUGAUGAUAUUAAAAAAUACACCGAAACAAAGUUUGAAUCUAAUAAAAGAAGAAGAACUGACGACAGUAUACGAGGGGUCAUUGCCAAAGAAGUCUGCGACAUAAUAACAAUGCAAGUAAAAGAUAGAUUUUCCUUUCGAGGUCAUUUACAGGCAGCCGAAUUGUUUAAUACAGAGGCAUAUUUGAAAUAUUCCCGGAAUUUCCCUUCUGCUAUUUUGGAUGCCGUAGCUACUUUUUAUCCAAUGUUGUGUAAAGCCAGACUGAAAACGGAAUUAGAAGUUAUAUACUCCAGGGAAGACUUAAAGGAAAUCGUUGGUGCUAUGAAUUUAUUGUCUUUUCUUGUUACGAACAAUCUUUGCGAUACAUUUGUGGAAGUUAUAAAAUUGUUAAAAAUCAUUGUGACUACCCCAGUGACCACAGCAGAAUCAGAACGUUGUUUUUCAACUCUUAAACGCAUAAAGACAUUUUUAAGAAACAGUAUGCGAAAUGAUCGACUAAAUGCUCUAGCUAUGUUGUCAAUAAACAGAAACUUGACUCAUGAAAUACAUAGUUUUGAUGAAAAAGUUAUGGAAAAAUUUAUAUCUCUAAAAGAUCGUAGAGCCGAUUUUGUUUUUAAACAAUGA
Molecule: messenger RNA, 1866 nt
Organism: Acanthoscelides obtectus
Lineage: Eukaryota; Metazoa; Arthropoda; Insecta; Coleoptera; Chrysomelidae
Source: the annotation of a GenBank genome assembly